Molecule: messenger RNA, 1122 nt
Organism: Lactuca virosa
Lineage: Eukaryota; Viridiplantae; Streptophyta; Magnoliopsida; Asterales; Asteraceae
Source: the annotation of a GenBank genome assembly
AUGAGAUCUCUGAAUUUCAUCGAUUCAUGGGUUCAAACAUGUUCCAUGUUCAACGGAUCUUCGUCAUCGUCAUUCGUCGGAUUGAUCUGCAAAACGCCGAUGAAAUGCAGUAAACCCAAUUUCAAAAUUCAUCCAAGAUCCAGAGUUUCUUCUUCUUCUUCUUCGAGUUUCUCUGUUUCUGCUGUGAUUACCAGAGAAGAACAGGAAACUUUGGGUGAAAUCUCAUCGGAUUGCUUCAAUUUCAAGGCGUACAUGGGGGAGAAAGCUGUUCGGGUUAACAGAGCGCUUGAUGAAUCCAUUUCCAUUAAAACGCCACCCACAAUCCAUGAAGCUAUGCGUUACUCUCUCCUCGCCGGUGGGAAGCGUGUGAGGCCCAUUCUCUGCAUCGCCGCUUGCGAGCUCGUCGGAGGUGACGAAUCCACCGCCAUGCCCGCCGCCUGCGCUGUUGAAAUGAUACACACCAUGUCGUUGAUUCACGACGACCUUCCUUGCAUGGAUAACGACGAUUUUCGCCGGGGGAAACCAACAAACCACAAGGUUUACGGCGAAGACGUGGCGGUCCUCGCCGGCGACUCUCUCCUCGCCUUCGCUUUCCAACACAUCGCAAGCGCCACCGUCGGCGCGUCUCCUGAACGCGUUUUGGCCGCCGUCGGAGAACUGGCGAAGUCGAUUGGGACUGAAGGGUUGGUCGCGGGUCAAGUGGUGGACAUAGCUUCAACAGGUGCAAAGGACGUCGGACUGGACCAGCUUGAGUUCAUCCAUAUCCACAAGACGGCGGCGCUAUUGGAAGCAGCCGUCGUAUUGGGAGCAAUAUUAGGUGGAGGAAGCGACACCCAAGUAGAAAAACUGAGAAAGUUCGCAAGAUGCAUUGGAUUACUGUUUCAGGUGGUUGACGACAUAUUAGACGUCACCAAGUCGUCGGAGGAAUUGGGGAAAACCGCCGGAAAAGAUUUACUCGUAGACAAGAUGACUUACCCGAAACUAAUGGGACUUGAGAAAUCACGGCAGUUCUCGGAGGAGUUGUUGGCGGAAGCUAAACAGCAGCUUGAAGGGUUUGAAUCAUACAAGGGGGUGGCGCCGCUGGUGGCUCUGGCGGAGUAUAUAGCAUACCGGCAGAAUUGA